CUAUGGCUGAGCAAGCGGCGACAGGGGAUAGAGGGUGAGUAUAAUGUGUCCUACCUUCAUUUAUCUACCUGGUUGAAAAAUGUUAGUCAAAGUGUGGAAGUGACUCUGGAUGUCAGAAAACCGUGAACGUUUAAACGGAUAUGUAUGACUGAGUAUGACUCCGGAUUGCAGCUGCAUGUUGUUGUCAAACACGAGUUCAGUCAGGAAAGUUCCCAAGAGUCUGACAGUAAAGUUGAGGUAAGAUGAAUAUACUGUCAUGAUGCCUCUGAAGGGAUUCUUACACGAGAGAGGACUGCUGUCAGGACAGGACUCAGACAGUAACACAACUUUUUGGACAACACCUGUGAGCGAUCACAUUGUGAAUGUCUCCCACAGUUAUUCAAAACAGAUACUAUGGUGUAGAUAUUAUACUAUAUGUCCCUUUUUUGUACUGACUAAAAAUUGAUCACCACCACGGGUCAGUCUAUGUCUGUGUCUUUGUCUGUCAGUGUCUGUGCCUGUCUGUGUCUGUAAACACAGUCACUUAGUUGGCUUUUGCCCUCUUACACUCUCUGUUUCACUUUCAUGAUGCUGCAGGGUGGUUCACAGAUUGUUGUCUGUUGUUGGUGCUGACAGUCUGGUUGACAGUGUGUGGGGCUACGUGGACUCCACUAUAAGGUAAGUCUGUUUUUAUUCAACCACACAAUGGAGCACACCAAGCAGAUCUGCAGCAUUACACUGUCAGAUUUAUUCAACUGCUUCCACACAGUGAUUUGGCUACAGCCAGUCCUCCAUAUUGCAGUUGCAUACCUAGCAAAAGUCUGCUUUUCAUGGCAACAGUCAGCUAUUGUGAAAUAACUUACAGGUGCUGUGCAAUGACCAAUUAUUAGCAUGAGCAGUUUUGGUGGAACUCUCUAGCAUAAUCUCAAUAGUUAAGGUCAGUGGAGCUGGAAUAAGUAAAAGAUAUCCAGAUUAUUUUUAACUCACUUCAUGUUGUUGGCCCCUGGUGUGCUUUUAGGGUUGUCUACCAUCUAUUUCGAUAUUUGUAGUUUUUAUAAACCCCUGUUGAAUAAAAUCAGAACACAGUGGUUUUCAAAUCCCUUUCCACCUAAAUUCACUUGAAUCCUCUACAAAGAUAUCUACUGUUCAAACUGAAAAACUUGAUUUUUUUUGUUGUUGUAAAUAUUCACUCAUUUUGAAUUUGGUGCUGUAACACAUUCUUAAAAACCUGGUUCAGGGUCCUGUUUUCCACUGUACUUCAUCACCUUUCCUUUAACAACACUCAGUAAGCCUUUGUGAACUCAGGACACUAACUGUUGAAGCUUUGGAGGUGACUUCUUCACAGUCUUGAUUAAUGGACCACUUCAGCUGAUCUACAGUCUGGGGUCUCAAUUGUGGUAUUUUGGCCUUCAAAAUGCUCCACUCAUUUUCAAUGAAAGACAGGGCUGAACUGCAGGCAGGCCAGUCGAGUACCUGGACUCUGAAGUCCCACCAUUAUAACUCGAAUGUGUCUCUGUGUGUUCUUGCUGAAAUUGGCAGGGACUUCCCUGAAAAAGCCAUGGCUCUAACGUCAGCAGAUGUUGCUCCUAAACCUGUAUGGGCCUUCAACAUUAAUGGAGCCUUUACAGAGGUGACAGUUAGCCGUUGACACUAACACACCCCCUAGACCAUCACAGACUCUGGCUUUGACCUUUGACCUGAGAACAGUUGGGAUGGUCCUAAAAUGUGGACUCGUCAGACCACAGCACACUUUUCCAUAUCAGUAUGGAGAAGUUUUCCUCACCUGUUUCUAAUGAACCUGUUCACCUAUGGAAGGAUCCAAACAGGUGUUUUUGGAGCAGUCCUCAGUUUUCAGUCUUUAUUUGACUCUUAACCUCCUAAGACCCGAACUCUUGCAAGGCAUGCAUUUUUAUUUUCUCUUUGAUAUUUAAGCUAAUUGGGACCUGAUGAGUGUAAAAACAAAGAAUGGUCUUUUUACAUGAUGUAGUUUCUGAGAAAAUGAUGUCCACAUAUGAGGACAUUCGUUUUAAAUUUUGAGAGAAGGCCCUUGUGAACAAAAUUUAAUAUUGUGGUCUUGACAACCAAAAAUGUGAUGUCCACACAUGUGGACGCCAGGUCUUAGGAGGUUAACCAACUUUUUAGGAACGUGUUACAGCAUCAAAUUUGAAAUGAGUGAAAAUGUACAAAAAUCAAGUUUAUCAGUUUGAACUUUAAAUAUCUUUAGAGUAUUCAGGUGAAUUUAGGUGGGAAAUUAUUUGAAAAUCACUGUUCUCUGUUUUUAGACACGUUUUACAUGAACGAGCCAGUGACCAAUGACUCAAUGAGCCAGUGACCAGUGACUCAUUCUGGUCACUGGCUCUGUGUGUUUUUUCUUUUUUUUUUUAAUUUUCAUUUUUUAUUCAUUUUUCAAAAGGCAUGGUACAUGGCAUAUGUUUCACAAGCUUUUGUUUCCAGAUCAUAGAAACAUCUGGCACACUUGUAUUAUGUUGGGAUGGUUCUCCCGUGUUAGUUGCUUAUAGUUCUAUUUCAUCCCUGCUGACCGCCAGAGGCGGUGCUUAAAGCACUGAAUAUUCCCUUCGCGCAUGUAUUGUUCGAGUACUUAUACCAAAAUGGUCCCGUGUGACCCCUGAUGCUCCGGGGAGAGUCUAUGACUUCCAGAGGCCAUCAGGGGGUCAGUCCCUUUUCUCUUCUCGUGCGAUCGAGUUGUGGAACUAUUCCCUCACUUGUUUAAUUAUUAAACUGCGCUUGUGGGCAAAGUCACUUGUGGUUCCAUGGCCAUACAUUGGUCGGAGCAGCGAGCGUUCGCCCUCCAGGAACUGCGACUUGGAACGCUGCCGGAUCUAGCACCUGGAUGCUAUAGCGCACCAAUUAGCGUCUCACCGGCGGUUAGGAAGGAUUCUCGCUACCCCUCUGGGCAGCGGCAGGUAAGACCGCUGGCGGUGAUAUCCGCGUUUGAGUCGCUCAUGAUGGAGCGACUGUGAUUUGUGUUUGUUUCGUACCUCCGUUGGUAUAGGCGGCGUGCGCGCCGUCUAAGGUUGCUUCGAACGGUGCCAUUAGCACUCCGUUGUUGCUUCAAUUUAAAGUCUUCUUUCCUUUUUUUUUCCGGGUAUCCCGCUGUAUUGCUACAGCGGCGUUUUGUUUUCUGGAUCGCCCCCCCUGCGGCAAGUGGGGGUGCUUUCUGCUCCAAGCGUGAAAGCUUGUUUGGUUGCUUGGUUGAUGCUGGGUUUUCCUUUCGUUCUACUUAAAUUCAAAUUCCAUUUAGAGUUCCAUGUGCGAACUCUGGGUCUUCUUGCUAUACAGUCACUCUGCGUAGCUUGUGGUUUGUAGUGCCUCUGCUGGUGCAGGCAGCUACGCGCUCCCUUCCCCUAGCCUAUGGUUCCUAUGGUUUAGCUAGUCGCUAACAGUGGGGUUUUCUUUCAUGUUUUGGAAACUUUCCCGUUGUUAGUUCAUGUAAAUUUUGCAUUCCCCCAGCCUGUGGCCUCUACUGUGUAGCUAACUACAAGUAGUGGAUGGUCUAAUUGAAAAAAAAAAAACAUUUGUUUGUACAAUGUACUUCUAUAGAUAUUAUCAUCAUUAGUAUUAUUUUUAUUGCUAUUUUCAUUGUCAUCACCAUCAUUAUUAUUGAUAGUGAUAUUAAUGAUAUUUGCUAAACAAUCACUUCUGGUGACAGCCUCUGCUGGUGCAGGCGGCAUAGGUGCUUCCUCCCCACAGCAAGUUGUUUGUACCCCAACCACACGUCAGCCUCUGCUGGUGCAGGCGGCGUAUGCGCUUCCUCCCCACAGCAAGUUGUUUGUACCCUUACCACACGUCAGCCUCUGCUGGUGUAGGCAGCAUACGCGCUCUCUCCCCCAGCGUACAGCUAAGUACAGGUUCACAACCACAAACAGUGGCGAGCGCGCUCUGUCCUCGUGGUGACCAGUGAUGGAGGGCUCACACUUUUGUUCCUCCUGCGAGGCCCCUUCUCCAGCCAGACAAUGGCCACGACCUGUGUCCCAGGUGUCUUGGUCCUGAGCAUCUGAGGGAAGCGCUGGACAAUUGCCAUAGCUGCAUGAACUGCAGCUAUAUGCCUCUAGCUGUGAGGGCUUCCAGGCUGGCUGAGAUAGGGCAGCCACAGGGUGGGGAUACUCUUCCUCCAUCAGGCCAGCCCCCUCCACCCCGAACCAGGCAGUCAAGGCGUUCAGAUGAGGUCUUUGUUAAUGGCCCGCCAGCCUGACUCCCCUUCAGAGGAGGCAGGGGUACCUGACCCUCCAAUGCCCCAUCUCACGCCGGAGGAGGACACAAUCUCCCUGGCAGCCUCAGCCACUCAUUUUCAUGAAGAUUGGGAAGACACAGAAGGCAGCGCAUCCCAGGUGUCCGAUCCAGGCUCGUACUCCUCUGGCCAGAGCUCCCGGACAGAGACGGGAGAGCACUCUAUGCGCACAGUUAUGCGCAUGGCCUUGGAGCGCCAAAACUUGGAUGUCCCACAGGUGGAAAACUCUGCACCCGCAAGUGCUUUCUUCAGGCGCAGGCCGCCACCCACUGCCUUUGCUGUACCUCACUUACCGGACAUACUGAGGGAACUACAAGCUGGUUGGAUGGACACUAGGGCCAGCUCCCAUAUGUCUGCUGAUGCUCGAACUCUGGCAGCCAUGCAAAAUGGGGCAGCAGUGGGCCUGGAUCAUAUGCCAGCUGUUGAGCCAGCCAUCGCAUCCCUCAUCAUCUCCCCUGACGAGGCUCCGCACCAGGAGACCAGGUGCCCCCGGCCCCAGUGCAGGAUAACUGAUGACCUGCUUGUUAGGGCUUAUGAAUCUGGGGCACACGCUGGCCGCAUUGGGAACUCCCUCUCACACCUUAUGCUGGCUCUCUCAGCCUCCCUGCAAGAAGGCGACGUGGCUACAGGGAAUGUAAAUGGUGAUACCAUCGUCAUGUGUGACGCAGCACUCGAGGCAUUUGGCCACAUGACCCGAGAGCUCGGGCGGAUGAUGUCCACUGUUGUCCAGGCUCGACGCCAAGUCUGGCUGUCACAGUCGACUGAGGCCUCGAGGAGAAGCCUCAGGAGCCAUCCGGUAGAGCCAGGAACAGUGUUUGGCUCAGCUGCUCAGGAAGCGCUCGAGAGGACUUUUCAGGCGGGGCAGACCAGACAACAGCUUGCAAGUCUCCUUCGCAUGCCUCCCCCUAGCAGGCCCCCCUCUGGCAGAGGUUGGGCCACAGCUGCCCCCAGGGCUUGCCCUCCACCACCACCACCACCACCUCACACUGUGGGCAAACGAUGCCCUCAGCGACCUACACAGGCACAGACCCGCGACUCAUGGGCCUCCGCCCCAUUACCCUCCAGGCAGUUUCGGGCCCGGGACCCUGGACGACCCCUCACCAGGGCCCCUAGGGGUCAGGGGGCCAGGCGCAGAAGCUACAGGGCCGGCCGUCGGAAUGUUUUCACACUGGCAGCUCAGGUACUGGGCUGCUCGAGCUUCAGACCCGUGGGUGGUUACUACCUUAACUUUUGGGUACAAGCUUCAGUUCCGACGUGGCCCCCCACAGCUGGCUGGGUCAAAAUGACAGUUAGCAGCAACCUGGCAAAGGCCCUUGCGUUAGAGCGGGAGCUCUCUGUCCUCCUGACCAAGGGUGCCAUAGAAGCAGUGGAUCCCCUAUCACACCCCAGGGGGUUUUACUCGACUUAUUUCCUCGUCGAAAAAAAAACUGGUGGACAUCGUCCCAUCCUGGACCUCAGGGGACUCAACCGGUUCCUCAAGGUCAUGCCCUUCCACAUGCUGACCACGACAGAGGUGUUGCAGACUGUUGCCUGCGGGGAGUGGUUCACAUCUGUGGACCUGGAAGAUGCAUAUUUCCAUGUCCCCAUCGCUCCUGGAACACAGGUCCUUCCUUCGAUUUGCCUAUCGAGGCCGCCACUGGCAGUUCCGCGUGCUACCGUUUGGCCUCUCUCUGUCUCCAAAGUUUUCUCCAGGUGUGUUGCAGCCGCAUUAGUGCCACUACAAUCACAGGGCAUGAAGAUACUCCCUUAUCUGGACGAUUGGCUGGUGUGCGCACCAUCCCGGGCAUAGGCCGCAGAGGAGACAGCGUGCCUCCUGGCCCACAUGGCCCAACUGGGACUCAAGGUGAAUGUCAAAAAGAGCUGCCUUGUACCAUCACAAACAACAACAUUCAUUGGUCUGGCCUUGAACACCAUAACAAUGAAAGCCUGUCCGUCCCCCCGCUGGGUGGACGAUAUUCUCGAUGUUCUGCUCCUUUUCCGGGGAGGCAGGCAAUUGCCACUCCUCACAUUCCUCCAUCUCCUGGGCAAAUUGACUUCUGUUGCAGUGGUUGUCCCGCUGGGUUUGUUGUCGCUACAUCUCAGGGGGUGUUCCCAUGGGGUCUAUCCCGUCCCGCGGGGAGAUUGUUUCUACCGACGCCUGCCUGUCAGGCUGUGGUGCGGUGUGGCAGGGCAGGACAGCUCGCGGUCAGUGGUCUGUGGAAGUUGGUGCAGAGCACAUCAAUGUGCUGGAGCUGCGAGUGGUGCACUUGGCCCUUCAGCACUUUCUGCCAUACCUGAAAGGCAAGCAUGUCCUUGUCAGAUCAGACAACACCUCAACGGUGUAUCACAUCAACCACCAGGGCGGGACCAAAUCUGCACGGCUGCUCCAGGUGUCCAAGGACCUCCUGACAUGGGCAGCCCCCCGCCUGGCCAGCCUACAGGCAAUGUAUUUACCGGGAGAGCAAAAUCAACCUGACGAUUUUCUCUCCCAUCAGAAGCCUCCUUCGGGGGAGUGGCGCCUCCAUCCAGAGGUGGUGCAUGCAAUCUAGGGCCGCUACGGCAGGGCAGAGAUAGACCUCUUCGCUUCGGAAGCAUCAACUCACUGCCCUCUCUGGUUUUCCCUAGCAGAGACAACCAGCCCUCUGGGCCAGGAUGCAUUGGCUCACCCAUGGCCCAGAGGCACUUCUUUACGCCUUUACGCCCCUCCCUCUGAUACGGCCACUUCUACAGAGGGUUCUUCAGGGGGGUCACACCAUACUUCUGGUAGCCCCUUUCUGGCCAGGGAGAACUUGGUUUCCCCUGCUGCACAAACUAUGCCGCAGUGCACCAUGGUGUCUUCCAGACAGGAAGGACCUACUCUCGCCGCUAGGGGGCCGGAUCUGGCAUCCCGAACCCUCUCGCCUCAAACUGUGUGUUUGGGUGCUGGGGGGCCCGAACUGCUGCUGAGCAGCUGUGGGGACCAGGUGCAACGUACCACCAUGAACGCGAGGGCGCCAUCUACCAGGUUACAAUAUGACAAUAGAUGGAAGCUGUUUUCCACUUGGUGUCAGAAUCAGGGUGACGACCCAGUGCAUUGCUCCAUGCCUGUGGUCCUGGAGUUCUUGCAGUCGCUCCUGGGUAAGGGCAGAUCUCCGUCUACCCUGAAGGUCUACGUGGUCUACGUCUAUCAUGCCAUCACGCCAGAGUUGACGGUGUCACGUUGGGAAGCCGCAGCCUGGUGUCCUUAUUCCUGACGGGGGCUCGGAGGCUGAACCCUCCUGGAACCCAGAGAGUUCCGGCAUGGGAUCUUAACAUUGUAUUGGAUGCCCUAAGCAAGCUUCCUUUCGAGCCUCUGGUGCAGGCAGACCUGAAGUGGCUGUCAUGCAAGACUGCAAUCCUUCUGGCAAUUACAUCUGCAAAGCGUGUCAGUGAGCUUCAUGCCCUAUCAGUCAGCGAAUCAUGUCUGAGGUGGAAUUCGGACGGGUCAGGUGUCACCUUAUGGCCGAACAUAACAUUCCUCCCCAAGGUGCUGUCUCAUUCACACAUCAACCAGCCUAUACGGCUGUCCCGGUUUGACCCUCCACCAGGAGAGAGGACAGACAGGCUGGAGCUCUCUUGCCCGGUGCGGGCCCUGAGGGCCUAUAUUGGGGCUACUCCGGGCAUUCGGUGGUCUGAACAACUCUUUGUUUGCCUUGGUGGCCCUAAUGCAGGUUGCGCUCUCUCUAAGCAGCGCCUGUCCCACUGGGUCCUGGACACUAUUAGCUAUGCCUACAAGGCCAGCAACCACCCCAUUUCACCGGGUAUAAGCUGUCACUCUACCAGAAGUGUCUCAACAUCGUGGGCCGCAAUGCAAGGGGUGUCAUUGGAAGAUAUAUGUGCCGCUGCCUCGUGGGCAUCGCCGGGCACUUUCUCGAGGUUUUAUAGAGUGAAUGUUGCCACCCCUCAUCUAUUGGGUGUGGUCCUUCUCCUGGAGUCGUCUGAUUCUACCCUCUGAGGUUUAAACACCACCUCUGGCGGUCAGCAGGGAUGAAAUAGAACGAAAGUUACGUAUGUAACUAUGGUUCUAUGAAUCCCGAAUGACCGCCAGAGCUCAUGUCACUCAGAAUCCUCAGGCUCUCAUUCGAAGAUUCUGUAGGGACUGACCCCCUGAUGGCCUCCGGAAGUUAUAGACUCUCCCGGAGCAUCAGGGGUCACUCGUGACCAUUUUGGUAUAAGUACUCAAACUACGCAUGCGCGAAGGGAAUAUUCAGUGCUUUAAGCACGGCCUCUGGCGGUCAUUCAGGAUUCAUAGAACUGUAGUUACAUACGUAACUUUCGUUUGAAAUUAUAUUAUCAGUCUCAUUAUGAUACUUAUACAUCGAACAGCUUCUUAUCUGCAAGUAUUUCCAGAAAUUUCCUUCCCAAACGAAACCGAAUUGUUCCUUUAUAUUAUUAUAUGACCUGAACCCACCGUUUUCAUACAAAUCACCAAUGGUGCUUAAACCACGGGAAUGCCACUGCCUCCAGUACACAGUAUUAUAUAUAUAUAUAUAUUAGGGCUGUCAAUCGAUUAAAAUAUUUAAUCGCGAUUAAUCGAAUUUUGAUCAUAAUUAAUCAUGAUUAAUCGCAAAUUGAUCGCAUAUUUUUGAUCCAUUCUAAAUCAAUCAAAUUGUAAUACUUUUAUCAACAUGAGAAUCAACACGAGAACAGAUCGUGGAUUUUCGUGGAUGCGAUUUGUAUGAUUUCGCAGACCAGCGUCCUGCACAAUGCUAAUCGGCCGACAAGCGGUAGCCACCCAUUUAGCGAUCGCUGUUAUAAGUUUGCGUUUAGUAGAGCUCUCCAUCUGUUUACCUUGCACAUUCAGCGUUGUUUGCUUGAGGCGGGGAGACGCGGGGCUCUCUGCAUCAGCUGUGUGCUUGGCCGACAAGUGAUAUUUGAGACUGGACGUACUCCGGUGUUAACUAAAUUCAGCUCGGCAGGAAACACAAAUGACUUUUGUCCUGUCAAGAGAGCCAUCUGGCAAGGCUUUGUAGCUGAACUCUCCGUUCAAAAUAGUGUUCUUAUCCAUUAUAUCCUAGUUACUGCUCACAGGGAUUUGUUUAUGUCUGCCGCGGAAUCAGUCAGUGCACUACUUCCUGAUUUGCGAUACUACGGAGUGCCCCGAGGCUCACAUAGCCUGGACACCUCACCAACUGUUCCUCUACAACAGCAAGAAUAUCCACGCGAUGUGUGUAUAGUUUGGUCAAGCCAGACUAAGGCUUGCGUUAAUCGUGCGUCAAAAAAAUUAGUGGCGAUAAAAAUCACUCGAUUUAACGCGACAAUAACGCGUUAACUUUGACAACCUUAAUAUAUACUGUAUAUAUAUAUAUAUAUAUAUAUAUAUAUAUAUAUAUAUAUAUAUUUACAUAUAUGUAUGUAUGUAUAUAUUUAUAUAUAUACACACAUUUGGGUUAAAGUUGAACUCAGUGGAGGAUGUGGUGGAGAGAUAUACACUGAGAAAGGUGGAGGCUAUUCUAAAGAACAUGGAUCACUCACUUCACAACACCUUAAUGGAUCAAAGUGCCAAUGGUUGUGGAUGGCUCCUCUCUGUUCGCUGCAGGACAGAAGAUUCAGAAGAUAUUUUGUACCCACAGCCAUCAGACUUUAUAAUUCUUCUAUAAAUAGUAGAUGACAUGAAACAUGAGAAUUGAAUCAAUAACGUUCUUCUCGUCUUAUCAGCGUUUAUUGGGCCAAUAUGAAUGACCACACAACGUAAGCAGAGCCUGUCUUUGCAAUGAUGAAAGUAUCCUGAAAUCAGCUGAUGCAGUGGUCAUACCAUGUGAUGCUCUUAUAUCAGUCCUGUGCUCUUUCUAUGAUGGGUCUAACUUAAACUGUGAACUGAGUAGUUACUCUGAUUCUGUCUGUAUCCCCACUCAGCAGUUUACUAAGAUGAUACCCAAGCUGGUUGUUUCUGUCUGUGCAGGUGGUGUUGGAUCCCUAACUGGCUGCCAUCAUGGUGUCCCACCUCUCAGAUCCAGCUGCAGACCGCAGAGGACAAGAUGCUGCGAUGUAGGCAACAACCCUUACUCCCUAUACAAGUGCCAUUUUGACUAUAGGAGAUUUGUCUUAAAAAGAAGAAAGGAUUAGUGGUGUUUAAAAAAAAAUCAAUAUGUUUGAAUAUUAAAAGAUGAAAUAAUAUAAACCUCUUUUUUUGUUUAAAGGGUCACUUUGCAAGGCUUUUUGCCUUUAUUGCAAAGCAGAGACACUGAGCCGAGGGAAGAGAGAGUAGACAUGCUGUAAAUAGUCAGAGCUGCAGUAUCCUGCAUAGUGACCCCCUUUACCCUGACAUAUAACAUUUAUCUCUAGGUACUGAUUUAUUUUCUUUUGUUUUGCAAAAACCAAAGAGCAUUUGUCAAACUUUAGAGGAUUUUAAAGACAGCAAAGGUUAGGAGUCAUUUGAGCCAUAUCAGACAUUGUAGCUUCGAUCAGUGUCACAGUUUAAGUUCAGAAUUAAAUCACUCUAGGACAGCAGCAUAUUGUUUUUUAUUUUCACAUUCCUCUUUUUUUUCUCCAGGUGUCGACAGCUUUUUCUCCAAACAGCGCAUCCCCAUCUCUAACGGUAACUGGCUGUGGACCCUGACCAUCAGCAGUGACCAUGUCAAAAACAAAACCCCUUUAGUUCUCCUGCAUGGGUUUGGAGGUGGAGUGGGUCUUUGGGCUCAGAACCUGGAUACUCUCUCCCAGCGUGGGCCUGUCUAUGCAGUGGACUUGCUGGGCUUUGGACAGAGCAGCAGGCCUCAGUUCUCCACAGUCACCCAGGAGGCUGAGGAGCAGUUUGUGGAGUCUAUAGAGCAGUGGAGGGCUAAAAUCGGUCUGGAGUCCAUGAUACUGCUAGGACACAACCUGGGCGGAUACCUGGCUGUGUCAUACUCUAUUAAAUAUCCACACAGGUAGGUGCAAGGUAGAUGCUUUCUCUUCUGCUUCUGUUUAGGGAUGUGAUUUUUUUUUUUUUUAUCUUUGGUUCUUAUUUAUAAGUUUGGUGUGACAAAUGUUGUACCAAGGGCAACACAACCAGCAGGAAAUGUGGAUCGAGUCCAGACCUUUACUAGCAGGAAUGUCUGUCUGGCACAGAGAUGACGGUAGAACUUUAUUGAUAUAUAGGGAUGCUAUAUACAAGUUGUAGCCAAAAUUAUUAGCCCCCCCUAUGAAAUUUUCAGUUUUUUUUCUAAAAUUUCCCAAGUGCUGUUCAACAGAUUACUGAUUUUUUUACACAGCUUUUCCAAACAUCCUAGUUUUAUUUUGGAUCCUUGCAUUAUUUUACUUUGCACACAGAAACAAAAUUAUUUCACAAAAACCAAAAACUACAAGGGUCAGAAAUAUUAGCCCCCCUGAGCUAAUAGUCAAUUGUGUGUCCUUUUUGCUGGAUAAUAGCAUGCAGUCAUUUGCUGUAGUUUGUAACAAGGCUCUGGCACAUCUCAUGAGGAAUCCCAGCCCAUUCCUCUUCAGCAAAUCUUUCAAGCUCCUCCAGAUUUGAUGGUCUUCUAGUAUGGACCCUGGUCUUCAGUGCAGCCCACAGAUUUUCAAUGGGAUUUAAGACAGGGCUUUGUGCAGGCCAGUCAAUAAUGUUCACUUUGAUUUCCUCGAGGUUGCUUCUCACCAGGAGCGCUGUAUGUUUUGGGUCGCUUCAAAUCUUCACAUGUCCUUCUUUCUUCAUUAUUCCUUCAACCUUGACAAGAUUCCCAGUUCCAGAUGCACUGAAACAUCCCCACAGCAUGAUACUCCCACCACCAUGUUUAACUGUGGGGACAGUGUUCUUGGGGUAAUUUACGCCUCUCCCUUCUUCCUCCAAACAUAAGCAAUGUCUCUGUGGCCAAAGAGCUCUAAUUUGGUCUCAUCUGACCAAAGAACACGUCUCCAGUAUGCAUCUUUCUCCAGAUUGUCUUUAGCAUACCUCAGUCUAGCUUGAAGGUGUCUCUUUUGUAGAAGUGGAGUUUUUCUUGGCCUGCAUCCUCGCAGUCCAUUUCUGUUCAGGGCUCUAGAGACUGUCUUGUUUGACACCACAAUUCCUGACUCGGCUAAGUCAGUGACUACUGUUUUGGUGGUUGUUCUAGGGUGUUAAGACCCACCCCCCACCAGUUUUCUUUCCAGUCUCUUUGAAAUUUUUUGCCUCCUACCUCUCCCAGACGUGUUCUGUACUGUGUGGCUCUCCUUGAAUUUCUUGAUGAUACUUCUCACUCCACUUCUUGACACUUGGAAACACAAUGAUAACUUUUUAUAUCUUUCUCCUGCUUUGUGAGCAUCAACAAUUAUUUUUCUGCAGUCUAAACUGAAUUCUUUUGUUUUUGCCAGGAUGCCUUCUCAAGUGACAGCUCAAACACGUAACAAGGUUUUUAUACUGUGUGUAAAGUGUAGGACGACCCUUUGUUUUAACUUAAUUGAUGGAUUGAUGACAAGCUGUGAGCUCUCAAAAGUGAAAGCUGCACAAUGCACAAUAGUGGUUUUUGUUGUGGCUCAAUAAAAACAUCAAUUCUUAAGGGGGCUAAUAAUUUUGACCCCUGUAGUUUGGGGUUUUUGUGAAAUAAUUUAGUCUCUGUGUGCAAAGUAAAAUAAUGUCAGGAUCCAAAACAAAACUAGGAUGUUUGGAAAAGCUGUUUAAAAAAACCAUUAAUCUGUUAAACAGCACUUGGGAAAUUUUGGAAAAAACUUAAAAUUUCAUAGGGGAGGUAAUAAUUUUGGCCACAACUGUAUAUAAUAUAUUGCAUUCAUUCCUUCUUUGAUUAGUCUGUUAUGUUUUCUGUACAUACCAAGCUGCUGGAAUUCAAAUUUCCCUGAGGGAACCUUUCCAAAAGUAUCUAUCAGGUCUAUUGCAUCUAAUCUAAUCUAUUUUUGAAAGGACAGUGCAGCUGAGAUCUUUACUGUUUUUUGGUAAUGAGCUUCAUUGAAAUGUGCUGCAUGUACCCCUGCAUGAUUUGUUUUGUUUACUGCUGUUUUAAAAAUACUAACACAAACACAGUACUUAAUAGAGUCAACACUUUGAAGCUGCUUCCUCUAAGUCCUGAUUUCAUAAAACACUGGUGAAGCAGUGCAGCAUUUGUUUGAUGAUACAUUUACAGUCACAAUUCAAAAUAAGUCAGGAUGCUGAGUAAUUGUUCAUAAAAACCUCAGCAGGAAGUACAUCAUUAUUAUUAUUAUUAUUAUUAUUAUUAUAACUGUGCAGGCUCCAAUAAUGCUGAAGAAUAUCUCCAGGUUUAGGAGAAACAUCUGCUGCCAUCCUGUAAUGACUUAAAUUUUCUCAAAUUAACCUUAAUCACACUCAAGGGGGGACUUAAACGGAAAAUAGAAAUGCCUUCAUGUCAGAAAAUGAAACCCAAUGAAAUAAAUACAGAGUCGUCUCCAAUGACAAACAAUAAAGCUCUCAAGUUACCUUUUAUAAAGUAAAAGCGUUUCAGAUUUUAUCACACAACAAAAAGCAAAUGCACGCCCCACGCGUAAAGCUAAAUCAAACGUAGAUCACAACCACAAUAGUGACUAAAUCACAAAUCAGUUUAAAAUCCAACAGAGAAGAGAAGGGAUCUGAGCAGCGCUCCCUGCUCAGAUCCUUUACUUAAUUUACUUUUUGUUGACACUGUCACAAUCCAGACUCUUUCAGGGAGGACCUUCAUAUUUUAGCAACACAAUGACAAACCACAUUCUGACAACAGGGAUUACAACAGCAUGGCUCUGUAGGAGAAGAGUCCUGCUGAUAAAAUGGUCUGCCUGCAGUCCUGACUUAUCCUCCAUUGAAAACAUCUGAAGCAUCAUGAACCCAAAAAAACAGCAAAGGAGACCCUGAACUGUUGAUCUUGAACUCCAGAAACUGGUCUCCUUGUUGCUCACAUCCAAUCUAAAAUCAGUGUGCAUUUUUCAUAAAUCAUAUACAUAUGUUGCCACUGCAUUAUUCUGAACUAAAUACUAAGUUUAACAAUUUGCUGUCAUUUGAUUCCAAAAUUGCUUUUCAGUGUUAAUAUGGACUUUAAAAUGCACAAAGAUGGGAUUUUAAAUAUCUAUAAUAAUGCCAAUAAUAAUAAAAAUAGUGAUGUGUUGUGAUUGAAAAAUGUAACCUUUUGACAGUCCUAGUUUAAACAUGUCAGCAGCAUGUAGCUAUCUAUUAUGACAAAGUUAUAAUAGAUGUAAACUUCUGCAGUAAGGGAGAGUCAUAUUUACCCCCAAAUUUGGAGGAGACCAGAAGACAGCAAAAAGAAAGUUUAACUGUAAUUCAUCAAGUAAGAACAACUUCAAAUAAAUAUUUAAGUUGCUCUCCAUACAGUACGGGCCAAAAGUUUGGGCAUACCUUCUCAUUCAAUGUCUUUUCUUUAUUUUUUUAAAUGACUAUUUACAUUGUAGAUUAUCACUGAAGGCAUCAAAACUAUGAAUGAACACAUGCGAAAUUUUGUACUUAUAAAAAAGUGUGAAGUAACUGAAAACAUGUUUUAUAUUCUAGUUUCUUUAAAAUAGCCAGCAUUUGCUCUUGAUGACAGAAGUACUUAGUGACUGACUCUGUCAGUCACGAAGUAACCCUGACAAGGCACACCUGUGAAGUAAAAACCAUUUCAGAUGUCUACCUCAUGAAGCUCAUUGAGAGAACAGCGAAGGUUUGCAGCGCUAUCAAAAAAGCAAAGGGUGGCUACUUUGAGAAAUCCAAAAUAUAAAACAUGUUUUCACUUAACACUUUUCUACUUAAGCACUACUCCACAUGUGUUCAUUCAUAGUUUUGAUGCUUUCACUGAGAAUCUACAAUUUAAAUAGUAAUGAGAAUAAAGAAAAUGCAUUGAAUGAGAAGGUGUGUCCAAACUUUUGGCCUGUACUGUACAUAAACUGAUCUUUGAGUGUUAUUUUGACCUCUUGACUAAAAAGAAAAUGAAUUGAAUGGUGUUUAUAACCUCUUUCUGCUGCCCCCAGGUGGUUAGAAAAAAUAUUACCGUAGGCAAAACCUGCUAAAAAAUAAAAUUGAACCAGCCCAAAUUCUGGACCAGGCCUGAAGUUUGCCAUGAGUCUAACGUUAGUUAAGAGCUGAAACAAAGAGGAGUUUCCUUUAAAUGAGGACUGUUAGAACAACACUGUAUAGAACCAAGAGUUAGAGUCUGCCCAGGGGGAUGAAAAUACGCAUGAGGGUGAAUAAUGAGACCUCCCUGUUGGUGUUAACAUGACUGUAGUGUAAAAGGCCAGCAUAUGUACAGGAUGCAGCUGUAGCAGAGUGCCUGUGGAUGCAGACAGCAUGUGUUAACAGCAGUGUCCUCCAAACCUCUCUCCUCCUACCACACUCUAUCUCUCCUGAAUCAUCUCCUCUUGCUUUGAGCUUCCAGCGGGCACUAGUCUCUCCCCAGAGGAGUGUCUGAUAAAAUGUUCUCAUUUCUUAUCGUCUGCCUUAAUCACUUAUGCCCCCAAAAAAACUAUUUUCUCUUCUCAUAUUGUUAUCUCACUGCUCCAAACAGCCUUCGAGUUAAAACACGUACUGCUGCUCAUCAGGGACAUAAUGCAAGUCUUAAUUUGAGCUAAACUGUGCUUUUUGUUAAUGUAGUAACCUAAAGGGAAAGUUUAUAAUUCAACUUAGUGGAUUACAUAUUGGGAGACUGUUUGACUCAUGUGAUGCAGUCUGCAGAGAUUUCUAGAUCUCUGUUUUAUCGUCAUAACUCAACAGGGGGGCAGUGACACUUUGCCUCUAGACAUUGAACUGGUUAUGCAAAUCACAAUGACGUUAAGGUGUCUCUUGUGGUCAAACGUGACUUUGGUGUGAACAAACAUGGUGGACUACAAAAGCUUAUUGUCAUUAGCUGCUCAGCUUCCUGGUCCUUCUCCUGAAGUAGUCAUUUCUUUUCAGUGCCUCCUCUGGUAUGUUUGACCAAACACAUUGGUGUUGUCGCCAUGUAUCAGCAAGUAGGUUCUACAUUUUUGAAAACCAUCUGUCAUUGCAAUGGCUGCAUUUGUUGUGUUUCUUUCCUCAGUCAGCUUGCGCACAUGUUUGAUAGUAAAACAAGCCAAAAACCUAGCUCUGGAUAACAAGUUUCGAUGACUGUUCUGUCUCCCUUGAGGCCCGGUCUGCAGAGAAAAGUUGCCCUGUUUACAGACACUAAAAGUAUCUAUGGAAAGGUCAUGAUCUGAGCCGGAGAAAGUGCUUCAUCAUUGUGUUUUGCUUUCAAGGGACACAAAGUUCUCCUGCUGUGAGAGUGACUGUCAUGUAUGCUGAACAUGCUCUGCUAUGUCCUUCGAAACCACAGCCAUCCCAGUGAAAAUCAGCCCCCAUAAGUAGUCCAGCACAUAACCACUGCUAGUUAUCUGCACACUCAUUCUUUGGUCAAUGAAACAAAUGAGUUUUUCAUUAACUUCUCAACCUUAGGACAUGUUAUUUGGUGGUUUUUGCUGUCUUUUUGUGGUUUAUCUUUUGAUUUUACUGCCUGCCAUGGUUGUGCUAUAUAUGUGAGCAUGUUUUGAGAGUAAAUUUUACUUUCUUUAAUUGUGACAAAAGUUUACAUACGCUUGUAAAGAACAUAAUGUCAUGGCUCUCUUGAGUCUCCAGUUAUUUUUUACAACUCUGAAUUUUCUCUGAUAGAGUGAUUGGAACAGAUACUUCUUUGUCACAAAAAACAUUCAUGAAGUUUAGUUCUUUCAUGACCUUAUUAUGAGUUAACAGAAAAAUUGACAAAAUCUGCUGGGUCAAAAAUAUACAUACAGCAAUAUGAAUCAGCAAUUUUGGUGACUUAAAAAGUUGUCAAUGAAAUGAGCUUCAUAGCAUGGCCUCUUAACUUCUUGUGAGUGAUUCUGAGUGACUACAGCUGGUGACUUCUCUGAGGCCAUUUAAAUAGGGCUCAUGGGAUACAAACGCCCACAAACGCUACAAUGGGAAAGUCAAAGGAGCUCAGCAUGGAUCUGAAAAAGCGAAUCAUUGACUUGAACAAGUCAGGAAAGUCACUUGGAGCAAUUUCAAAGCAGCUGCAGGUCCCAAGAGCAACAGUGCAAACAAUUAUUUGUAAGUAUAAAGUGCAUGGCACUUUUUUGUCAUUGCCUCAAUCAGGAAGAAAACGCAAGCUAUCACCUGCUGCUGAGAGAAAAUUGGUCAGGAGGGUGAGGAGUCAACUGAGAACCACCAAACAGCAGAUCUGCCGAGAAUUAGAAGCUGCUGGAACACAGGUGUCAGCGUCCACAGUCAAGUGUGUUUUGCAUAUCCAUGGACUGAGAGGCUGCUGUGCAAGAGGGAAGCCCUUGCUCCAAAAGUGGCACCUUAAAGCUCGACUGAUGUUUGCUGCUGAUCACAUGGACAAAGAUAAGACCUUCUGGAGGAAAGUUCUGUGGUCAGAGGAAACAAAAAUCAAGCUGUUUGGCCACAAUGCUCAGCAAUAUGCUUGGAGGAGAAAAGGUGAGGCCUUUAACCCCAAGAACACCAUGCCUACCGUCAAGCACAGUGGUAGUAGUAAUAUGCGGUGGGGCUGUUUUGCUGCCAAUGGAACUGGUGCUUUACAGAGAGUCAAUGGGAUAAUGAAGAGGGAAGAUUACCUUCAAAUUCUUCAAGAUAACCUAAAAUCAUCAGCCCGAAGGAUGGGUCUUGGGCGCAGUUGGAUGAUCCAACAGGACAAUGACCCCAAACACACAUCAAAAGUGGUAAUGGAAUGGCUAAAUCAGGCUAGACUUAGGGUUUAAGAAUGGCCUUCCCAAAGUCCUGACUUAAACCCCAUUGAGAACAUGUGGACAAUGCUUAAGAAACAAGUCCAUGCCAGAAAGCCAUCAAAUUUCACUGAACUGGUCAAAGAUUCGACCAGAAGCUUGUGGAUGGCUACCAAAAGUGCCUAAUUGAAGUGAAAAUGGCCAAGGGACAUGUAACCAAGUAUUAGCACUGCUGUAUGUAUAUUUUUGACCCAGCACAUUUGGUCAGAUUUUCUGUUAACCCAUAAUAGAGUCAUAAAAGAACCAAACCUUAUGAAUGUUUUUUGUGACAAAGAAGUAUCUGUUCCAAUCAGAGAAAAAUCAGAGUUGUAGAAAUAACUGGAAACUCAAGAGAGCCAUAUAUACAUAUAUAUAUAUGUAUAUGUGUAUAUAUAUAUAUAUAUAAUAUAUAUAUAUAUAUAUAUAUAUAUAUAUAUAUAUACACAUAGUCAUUUUGCCUGCAGAGUGAAGCAUAUACUGUUGGUGGAGCCCUGGGGUUUUCCUCAACGACCUGAUACAGUGGAGGCAGAUCGUCCCAUCCCUGUAUGGAUCAAAGCUCUGGGUGCCAUGUUCAGUCCCUUCAACCCCCUGGCUGGCCUGAGACUGGUGGGACCACUCGGUAAGAUCUGGGUAAUAAGGUUUGUGGUACCUGCUGUAUGAUGUUGAUGCCAUGAAGAAAUGAUUCCUGAUGUGGACCCAGUAGGUCAUGUAGCAAAGCAGAUCUAUCCUCCCUGUAUGAUACCAUCUGCUGCAGUCCUGGUCCAGAUACCCCAAUGAAAAAGAUAAUGCAUUACCGUGGGAAUAAGCUGAAGCUGGUGGUUUCUUUCCUGCCUCUGCACCCUUCUGUUGUGUCAAACGUUAAGAAGUAGCCCCGUCUUCUACUGACACCCCUAAUGGUUUUGACACCUGAGCUUUUAUCCCCUGCAGGUCCCACCCUGGUUCAGACUCUAAGACCUGACUUCAAAAAGAAAUUCUCUUCCAUGUUUAGUGACAACACCGUGUCUGAGUACAUCUACCAUCUGAACGUACAAACCCCCAGGUCUGUCUCUGUUUCCCUCAAUACUGCUGCUUACGUUCAUAAGUACAACUGAAGCAUUUCAAUCAUAAGAGUUGUUGUAGUCAUUAGAGAGAAUGGCUUUCUAAUGUUUGACUGUCAGUGUUUCUGGGGUCAUUGUUCCUCUAUCACAGUGGAGAGACAGCUUUUAAAAACAUGACUGUCCCCUACGGCUGGGCAAAGAGACCAAUGUUACAGAGGAUGGACAAGCUUCAGUCUGAGAUCCCCAUCAGCAUCAUCUACGGAUCCCGCUCCAGCAUAGACAGCAACUCAGGCAGCACCAUCAAAGAGAUGAGGCCGAGCUCUCAUGUGGAAAUCAUUGUAAGUCCAUGAUUAAUAUUAGUAUGAAUAUUUUAGUGCUGAACCAGACUCCAGACCUUUUUUUUUUUUGCAGGUAAAUUGAUACAAAGCUCUGACUGUUUCUUCUUCAUGGUUCAAACUCUGCUACAGUGCAUGUGUGCUGCUUUACCAUUGAGACACAUGUUGAUCCAUUUUUCAAUGAGCGCAGUGAACAGCUGUACUCUGAAAAACAUGGCGGUCCUUUUAAUGACCAUAAAAUGUGAUCCAAUGUGAGACUCAUGUCAGCUUGUAGCUUGUAUUAAAGAAUAGUUUCAAUUCAGUGGUUUAUUUAAAAAAAUUGAAUCCCCAUUUUGUUGUCUGGAAAAGAGAAUAAGAUGAGCAGCAACAGCUGCGCAGCUCGCAGCCUCCUCAGAUCAGCUGAAAAGAGAUCAGUCAUGACUGAGUUUUAACAUGAACUUUUUUCGAGUGUCUUUUCACUAAAUUAAUCACCAUGUCUUUGUUGUAAAGAAUCAACAGCAGCUCAGCAAGCAGCAUCUCCUGAACUCUUUAGUCUGCUGAAGAGUAAGAGGUUUGAUCUGCUUCAUUGUUGGGAUUUUACCAGUUUUGUUGAGUUUGUUUCGAUAAGGAUCAGUCCUUUAUGGAUAACUCACCUGUGGUCAGAAAACUCUGUGAAGAAAUAGCCUCAGUGAAAUCUAUGAUCAUAUUUACCUACUUCGUUAGCUCUGUUGUUACAAACAGCAAAGCUAGGAAGAAGCUGAGGAGCUAAAAUAGGAUCUUCAUGUACUCAUCAACCUCACAUGAGUAUGACUGUACAGUUAGGGCAUAAGACGUUAUUACUGCUGUGACUUCAAUUUGUUGCCAUGCCUUUUGUGUUUUUAAGGGUUGGGUGUGUGUUUAUGAACAUCGUUGAGGUAACUUGCUUUUAUAACUGUAUCAAGGGUAAUUCAUUACUUUUUGUUCACGCUGUCCAGCAAUCUGUGUUGUAAACAACCUUAAAGUUUUUUAACUGCACAGAAAAUAACUAUCAUCCUGUCAUCCUCCUUGCACCUUUUGGGAGAGAGACAGACAAUGCAGGGUCUGGAGAUGUGCAGCAAAUGGCCAAGGCUGUCAAACCAGCAACUGUUGAGACGAAGAGUGCUGCUUCUGCACAAACUGCUAAGCCGAACUGAUUCUGUGAACAACCUCCUUACUCUUUGGUUACACACAGUGCAAGGAGAAAACUAGAGAUGAACCUUUUCUCCUUUUUUUUCAUCAUAUGCAGUCACACCAGUGAGUUAAUGAGGUAAUUAAAGGGCCAUACAAGCUGUUGAAUGUCCUUCAGCAACCAAAGAGUUUAGUUUCUAUUGAAGACAAAAUGCAGCUCCUUGAUUUAAGAAAGCGUUUCAGGUGAGGAGAUGUUUUAAAAUAAAACUUUCUCUACAACGUAGUUUUAUAAAAUCAAUAAAUGACAGACAUAAUGCUGUACAGGAAAAUCUAUACUGUCUUUUAUGGCCUCUCUUUUUAUAUUGCCUCCUGGUUUAAUCACCCACUUCCUUUCCUGUCCGUCUGCAGACGAUCCGUGGAGCCGGACACUAUGUAUACGCUGACCAGCCCGAGGACUUCAACCACAGAGUUUUGCAAGUGUGUGAAAAGUUGGACUGAACCGAGUCUGGUUACUGAACUCUGGAGAAAAAGGGGAGCAAGACUAACAACCAUCACUUAAGCAGCCAGUGUGGAGACACUGGUUCUUCAUGGAGGAAUGAGAAGUGUUUGACCUCUGAACGGAGCAGUUAUGUGACUGUGGCUCAUCAGGACAUGCUGAUGUUCAUAUGUUAUGUCAGCGCUGAGUUAUUGUCUGAAACCCGAUGAAUACGAGCUGAGAUCAUCGAUGAGCAUUUCUGCUUUUCUCAGCUCCUGCCUGUGGGCCUGAAUCACAUGCUCCUUUUACAUUACACUGUGCAGCUCACAUAUACAGUAGGUAGUCCAGCAGCCUCCUCGUCACUUGAUUAAAGGAUUGGUUAUACUGAAUUUUCUCACAAUCGCCCCUCUCAAAUACAGCGAAGAAAGGGGCCAUUUUGAAAAGCCAAAUAAUUACUGAUCACACAACCACAAAGAAGCCUGAGUGUUCAGUAAGAGUACAUUCAAAGUCCAACACGAUUUGAACAAGUGUCCCUUAUGCCAUGUCAGAGUAGUUCGGGUGGUAAUACACCAUUUUUUUUCCUGUUUGUUUGAAGGGCAGUCAUUUAUAACAUGAAACAGUGACAUUGAGACGUACUGUAACAGAAUCCAGAAGGUCCAGUGACAGUGUCAUGUAUUCACUCUGUCGUGUGUUGAGCUGUUUGUGGUUUUUUAUAUGAUACAGAGAGCAAGUGUCUCUUUUGGACUUCACUGAAUCAGCACCAGGAAGCUGCUGUGGAUUGUUCUGCGGCCAAUCAUAAUCCUUUUUCUAGAGUCAGUCCUCUGUGUCUUUUCAUAUAUCAGGAGUUUGUUUCAUUCAUUCUGUGACAUGAGCAAAGAUCAGCUACUGCCUGAGGUGAAAUGGAUAAUUACAAUCCACAAGUUUUCAUUGUGCAGCUGCAGCGACAAAAAGCAUCAACAGGAUAGAAACAGAUGAUUUAUCCUUUGUGCAGGUUGACACCGUUACAACAGCUUCAACCACAGAGGAUACUGAAUCCAGCUCUGGUCAUAAAAAUAAUAUUUAGGCAUGUGCAUAUUAUUAUUUAUGAAGAUAUUAAAUGAUAAAUUACAUAUAUUCCAGGAAAUAUAAUCAGAUAUCCAGCAUGCAACGUAUUAAGUAUAUGCAAGUAAGUGCACAAUUAAAUUCUUCAUCGAAGCCUGAUAAAUAUAUAUAUAUAUAUAUAUAUAUAUAUAUAUAUAUAUAUAUAUAUUUAUGAUUUAUGUGUCAACGUAGUCUUUGCGUUUUUCCUUGACUCACUUACAGAGCUGUGAUUGUGCCCCUGCCUUAAAGGGCUCAUUCAUACAGUCUUAUGGCAACAGUUCCAAUGCACAAAUGAAGUUUUCUUAUCAAAAUAAAGUGCACCAAUAUCAGAAAUAGGGGACGACCAAUGUCAGGUCAUGAAAGCCAGAUAAGGAUUAUAAGUAUAGUAAUGUGUAUGAUUACCGAUAUUUGGGUGAUACUGAUAUGAUUUUAUUGUAAAAAUAAAAACUUAAGAAUAAGAGAAAAUUCUUUUCUCAAAUGUCCUCAACAAGCGUUUAAUUAAAGCUGAAAUGUUAAGCAAUAUAUUGAAGAGUUAACAGUUUACCAGUUUACACUUUGACACCUCACAGGGUCAUGGGACACCAAGCCAAUCAGAUAUAGUAUUUACUGGUGCAAGACAGCAGACCCAGAGUUUGAACCCAGAGCCAAAGUUACACACUUUUUACUAUCACAGUUUUCAUCAGCCACAGUAUUUAGUCUCUCUGUAGUCAGGAGCUGAUAACUGUCUGUGGUAUUGCAUUAGUUUGAUGUUGUCAAGCCAGUAUUCUGGGCUGCUGAUUCAGAGAAAUGUUUUUUGUUUUGAUAGUCAAACAGGAAAGAAAAUAUUCACAGGUCAGCCACACAUUUUGUUAAGUAUGUUUCAGAGACAUUUCAGGAGGACGGAUGAUAGCAACAAUUUAAAGCUCUGUGAGAAACUUUUAGUGUGUGUUAAUUUUGGUGCCCCCUGUGGACAAAGUGAUCUCUGACGGGUUUAUGUUGUCAAUAUGAAAAAAAUCAGCCAAAAUGUGACAUAUGAAGAUGACUCACUCAUGAAGAUCUUUGCUGUAAAAUGUGAAAAAGUCAGUCUUGAAUCUGAUGUCAGUGCAUCUCUCUAUAUAUAGAGUUUUUAUCCACUUCAGUUUAAAUUCAGUGAUCAAGAUGGCUUCUUUUCAGAGUUAUUGACUUAAACAGCUCAGAUCAGUCCAAGCUGUGUCAGGUUUUUCAACAUUUACUCUCUAACAUAUCAAAUAUUUCUGAUAUCUAAUCAGUAAAAUGGGCAAUAUUUUCUCAAACCAUUUUUGAUAUAUUUUUCCUUAAAUGUAAUCAGAGAGCUGUGACAGUGAUCUUUUUCUUUGCUGAGUGAAGAACUCAGGAUGAAAACAGCAUUUGAACUUUGAUGUGAAUUAAGAUGGAGCAUCAGGAUUUUAUGAUUUUAUGAUUCACACUUCAAUUAAAAAGUCUUUUGAAACAAAGGAGUGGAAAAAUUUGGGGGUUGUCUUUUGGUGUGAAUGUGCUGGUUACUGUUGUGUUCACUUUAUGUACAUUGGAUAUCACACUUUACUGCCAUCUGCAGCAGUUAAAAUGUAAUCUUCAGUAACCAGCACAUCACACACUUCAGCAGAGUCAGACAUGGAUGGAGGUUGGAUGUCAAUAAUUCAAACAUGAUUUUUAUGUGAAUGGUAACUUUUUAGCUGAGUUAUCCACGAAGAAAUAAAAAAAACCUUUGGAACAACCUUUAAGAGAACAACUGUCGCCAGAUAGACACUAAACAACAGCAAGGAGACUGAAAACUGCCUCAAGAGAAGAAAAGUGAUGCACAAAACGACCAAAAAGAGACUUGUAUGCACACGAAGAGAUGAUGCCUUACAUUGAAAAGGAUAAAAAGCUUUAACAAAGAGAUGCAAAAGUGCCACCAGAAGUCACAAAUGUCUCCAAACAAUGCAAAUGUAGUCUUAUUUUUGGUAAAGAGGACCGGAGGACCUUUUACAUUAAGAGUUUCAUAAUCUGUACAAGCCUUUAAGUAACGUAGUGCAAUUUUAUAAUCUACCUAUUAAAAAUGCUGGCAGCAGCUGUCUGUUCAGCCUCUUCAAGAUCAAUGCAAUCUCAGCCCCUCUACCUCCUCUGGUGCUAUUUUAAAAAGAAAUAUAUUGACCAAAUAUGUUUCUUUAUUUGAUUUACCUAGAUGCCCUGAUAUAAUCUGUGUUCAUGAUGUAAAAGGCAGAAAAUGAGGAAGAAAGUCACACAGACAAAUGAAUGCUGGAAAUAUGGGGAUGUGUUCAUGUUGUUUUCCCUGAGUCAGUGGCUUCAUUCAGGGGAUUGUGGACAUGUUAAAACAUUGUAUUUCUAAAUGCGCCCACAUCUGUCCAUGUUUCUAAGUGUAAACAAUAAAUAGUUUGAGCAUUA
Molecule: messenger RNA, 24252 nt
Organism: Xyrichtys novacula (pearly razorfish)
Lineage: Eukaryota; Metazoa; Chordata; Actinopteri; Labriformes; Labridae
Source: the annotation of a GenBank genome assembly